Vidua macroura (Pin-tailed whydah) is the source of this 1496-nucleotide messenger RNA. RefSeq names its product leucine rich repeat containing 34 (gene LRRC34). Gene Ontology annotation, molecular function: protein binding. Lineage: Eukaryota; Metazoa; Chordata; Aves; Passeriformes; Viduidae. The coding region runs from base 114 to 1454 and encodes 446 amino acids. The transcript has 11 exons. The record is from RefSeq and is a predicted model, not a curated record.
AUUCUCCUCGGGACACCCUCCCUGGGAACGGGCUCCGUUACCGAACUCACCGCGGGCCGGUCGCCGCAGGCUGAGCUGAGGACAGGGGAGAGGUGGGCAUCGCUCAGCACGUCAUGUCGGUUCUUCCAGAUCUUCACCUGCAUUAUGUGGAGGCCUGUCAAAAUUUGAGCCAGCCUGAAAACCCCUUCAUUGCUCGUGUGCUUCAAGAAGCUGAUAAAAAUGAUGAAAUCAGAAGUACAAAAGGAAUCACAUUAAAAUUAGCUGGAAAUAAUCAUCUGGUGCCUGUGCCGAGAGUUACAGAUGAUGAUCUUGGAGUUCUUGUCUCUGUCUUAGGCCAAGCUGCCUUUGUCACAGGUUUGGAUCUUGCCUAUAAUUUAUUGACUGAUGCUGGAGCAAAGACCAUGGCAACAUUCCUCCAGGAAAACUCCACUCUGCACUAUCUGAACCUGAUGUUCAACGACAUUGGCACAAGUGGGGCAGAGCUGAUAGCAGGAGCGCUCCAUAGCAAUCAAAGUCUUGUGCACCUGAGAAUGACUGGAAACAAAAUAGGAAACCAAGGUGGGAUGUUCUUUGCUUCAAUGCUAAAAAUUAACUCAGCCUUAGAGAAGUUGGAUCUUGGAGACUGUGAUGUGGGCCUGCAGUGUCUGAUAGCAACGGCCAUAGCCCUGACACAGAACAAAUCACUCAAAGCCAUAAACCUAAAUCGUCCUUUGCUACCCAGCCAACAGGAAGAGACCACAGUUCAUAUAGCUCAGAUGUUGAGGAGUAAUUCUUCUCUUGUGGAACUACAUUUGGGCAAGCAUGAAAUGAAAAACUUUGGUGUAAAGCGACUGUGUGAGGCCCUGUAUGAAAACUCCAGCCUGAGAUACCUUGACCUUAGCUGUAAUAACAUAAUCUGUGAUGGUGUGGAGUUUUUGGGAGAGCUACUAAAAAGGAACCAAACCCUGGAGAUCCUGGAUCUCAGUGCAAACCGAAUAGAAGAUGUUGGAGCCAUUUACCUGAGCGAGGCCUUGGCAACGCGGAACAGGACUCUGCAGGCGUUGUCCAUUGUAAGCAACAAUAUCACUGGCAAAGGACUUGUAGCUCUUGCACAGGCAAUGCAUUCCAACAUGACACUUUCCCAUAUUUACAUCUGGGGGAACAAAAUUGAUAGAAGCACCUGUGUGAGCCUUCACCGCAGUGCAGAGGAAGUACCGCGUGUUAAAUCCCCGGUUUCCCUCACUGCAGGCAUUCUCGGAGCUGAUGGCGGUGGGCCGCCUGCAGCCGGGCUGCACAGACGUGGCUCCCUACGAGGUGGAUGGGGAGGUUCUCCUGGCAGAGCAGUCCCACGGGCUGGCCAAGCACCGCUACUGGAGCCCGCGCUGCGCCGCCGUGGCCCCCGGCGCCGCCAACGCCAGCCUGGAGAUCGUGCCUGUCUCCGAGUAUUUGUGAGCAAGUAUUUGUGGGCAGCCUGAGCUUUCCCUACCUGGUUUCUAGUAAAAUAGGUUCUAUCAGUA